Messenger RNA from Gadus macrocephalus (Pacific cod), 986 nucleotides. RefSeq names its product N-6 adenine-specific DNA methyltransferase 1 (gene hemk2). Gene Ontology annotation, molecular function: nucleic acid binding; S-adenosylmethionine-dependent methyltransferase activity; protein methyltransferase activity. The transcript has 6 exons. The record is from RefSeq and is a predicted model, not a curated record. Gene Ontology annotation, cellular component: eRF1 methyltransferase complex. Gene Ontology annotation, biological process: methylation. Bases 178 to 852 code for a protein of 224 amino acids. NCBI's taxonomy places the organism in Eukaryota, Metazoa, Chordata, Actinopteri, Gadiformes, Gadidae.
AGUGUUUUUCACUCCUGACCAGCAUAGGGUCCCCGCGUCAGCAUCCACCCGCACUAUGAAGCGCAAACCAGACCGUACGCAUAACACGAGCCAAUCUGGAGAAUAGGAAGUUGACUCGCUGAGUCAAAGUAAAAGUAAGAGUAUUAAAGUCUAUUGUUAUAGUAUUUGUUCUCACCCAUGAGCUCUUUAAGUUACCCCACGCCGCUCUACGCCCACGCGGGGCGCGGGCGGUUCGAGGAUGUGUACGAGCCGGCUGAGGACUCCUUCCUCUUCAUCGAUGCUCUGGAGCGAGAUGCUGACGAGCUGCAGGGGUUAAGCCCGUCCGUGUGUCUAGAGGUUGGCAGCGGCUCAGGGGUGGUGUCUGCGUUCCUGGCAUCGGUUGUUGGCUCAUCAGCGUUAUACCUGUGCACAGACGUGAACUCCCUGGCGGCGAGCUGCACGGCUACGACGGCCACCUGUAACAACGUAGCUCUACAGCCGGUCAUCACAGACCUGGUGCAGUGUUUACUGCCCCGCUUGUGUGGAAAAGUGGACGUCUUGCUCUUUAACCCUCCUUAUGUGGUCACCCCGUCGGAAGAGGUGGGCAGAAGUGGCAUAGAGGCAGCUUGGGCUGGGGGGAGACGGGGCAGAGAGGUGAUUGACAGGUUCCUCCCCAUGGUAACCCAGCUGCUGUCCAACCAGGGGCUGUUCUACCUCGUCACCAUAGUGGAGAACUGCCCAGAGGAGAUCAUCAGACUGCUGGGUGAAGGGGGCCUGACCGCGGUGCCCUGUCUGUCCAGGAGGGCCCACAACGAGAGGCUGUCUGUGCUGCGCUUCCACAGGACUCCUCCGUCCAGAGCUCUAGCCAGCUAAAAAUAAUUUAUAGAUAAUAAAAUUGAGAUAUUUUUUAGCAUACUUUUUUAUAUAUUUACAAAUUGGCAAUAUAAAACAUUACGCGCAUGGAACACACACACAAAAUUCGAAAAAAUAAAAGUUUUUGCCAACAA